AUGCCUGAAGAGAAUUCACCGGCUCUCCAACAAGGCUUGAAGCCAAAGAAGAACAAGAAGAGUAAGGGUGCGAAGGCAAAGGGAAAUGACGAAAACAAAGACCUUCCUGAUGUUAUGGGGGGCGAAAGCCCUGGGUUUGCUGAAUUGUCGAACUCGAAUGGUGACCGCGCUGAUUUAUUAAACGUGAAGGCGUUGGGCCAGGGAGCAGACAAAAAUGAUAUGAACAAUGACACUCAUGAAAGUUUGCCGGAAGAGCCUCUCGUUGGUCUAGGUACAGUACCAGAGAAGAAGCCAGAGCUGCCGACUUCCGAUUCUUUCGAAUCUAAAGACCUGUUCGAUGCUCUCGUACGAGAUAGAGAUUCCCUGCGUGCUGAGGUGGUAGAUUUGAGGAAAUCUUUGGAGGAAAUACAGUCCAAGCAUCGUGCCGAUAUGGAAUCUCUCCAAGAGAAAUUGGGGGACGCGGAGAGUAAGAAGGAGCACGCAGAAUUGCAGUUUCAGAAACUCUUAGAGAGGGUAAACACCAUUAAAUCGCAGCUCGGGGAAAGGCUCAAAGAAGAUGCUGAAGAACUAGCCCAAGCGAAGUCAAAGAUCGAGGAACUAGAAGACGAAAAUGCUCAUAUGAAGAUGCAACUAGACUCUAAAAGCUCGGAAUUGGUAGUGGCGUCGGAAGAGGUCGAGCGAAGAUUACAAGAACUUUCCACUAUUCGAGAUCGAACAAAUCUAUCGCGACAAAACUGGCUGAAAGAGAAGCAAGAACUUUUAGAACAGGAAUCUUACCUCCAGUCGGAGUUUGAACAAGCCAAAGAGGCUAUGCAUAAUUGGGAGAUUCUUGCUAUGGAGGAGCGCUCUAUUAGAGAGAACCUUGGGGAGAAGGUCAUUGACCUUGAGGAGCAGCUUGGCAGUCUCAGGGAAGUUUACGAAAAGACAGCAGCUGAACGUGAUAGUCAGCUAGCAACGGUAGAAGGUCUACAACGGGCCUUGCAGGAAAUCCAGACAGCGCGUAAACAAGAACUUCGGGAACUUGUGGAGAGUUCCGACGCUCAACUUGAGGAACUGAGACAAGCCCUCCGUGAUGCCGAAAAGAAAGCAUCUGAUGCCAACAACGCCCUUCAGAACGCUGAGGAGGAGCUCGAGAGAGUGAGGCCGUUCGAAAAAGAGGUCAAAGAGAAGAACCUCCUUAUAGGAAAAUUAAGACACGAGGCAGUGACAUUGAACGAUCAUCUGACAAAAGCUUUGAGAUUCCUGAAAAAGGGGAAACCAGAGGACAAUGUAGACAGACAUAUAGUUACCAACCAUCUACUCCAUUUCCUUGCACUUGACAGAUCUGAUCCCAAGAAGUUUCAGAUCUUGCAGCUUAUUGCAGCCCUGUUGGGCUGGACAGAUGAGCAGCGUGAGCAAGCAGGCCUGGCCCGCCCAGGAACCUCGAGUACCGCUGGGAGCAAACUCAAAGUUCCUGGCACGCCCGUUGCCCGUACGCCUAGCAGCCCAAACCUAGUCACCGAGUUCCUAGAUACUGGGACCUCCGGCAAUAGUAAAGAAUCUCUGGCGGAACUCUGGUCUAAUUUCCUCGAACAGGAGGCUCAGGCUGGAUCUCGGAAUACCUCGAGGCGUGGGAGUCAGAUUGGGUUUCAGAAACCCAGUUGA
Monascus purpureus is the source of this 1644-nucleotide messenger RNA. The record is from the annotation of a GenBank genome assembly. Lineage: Eukaryota; Fungi; Ascomycota; Eurotiomycetes; Eurotiales; Aspergillaceae.